Messenger RNA from Sander lucioperca (pikeperch), 2296 nucleotides. It is a transcript of the gene cdip1, whose product is annotated as cell death-inducing p53 target 1. Gene Ontology annotation, biological process: tumor necrosis factor-mediated signaling pathway; intrinsic apoptotic signaling pathway in response to DNA damage by p53 class mediator. Gene Ontology annotation, molecular function: zinc ion binding. The transcript has 5 exons. Bases 348 to 950 code for a protein of 200 amino acids. The record is from RefSeq and is a predicted model, not a curated record. Lineage: Eukaryota; Metazoa; Chordata; Actinopteri; Perciformes; Percidae.
CGUACGGUUUCAGCAGACCAAUCAAUCAAAAUCACUUGUCUCUAACGUUACAUUAGUUUUUAUGUAUGUUCAAUCUAAGGGUUUCUUAGAGUAGAGUAACAUUAUGAUACACAUUUGUACAGAGGUGUUUCCAUAUUCCCUGCUUGUGAAAAUCAUUAAUGACGUAGAGUGUAAAUCCGUCUCACCGGAUGUUGACUCUCAACAAGAGGGUCGAGCUGCUAACGUCAAAGCUUCAGUGACACCGCGGGCAGGCUGCGUUUCUCACAAAACCAGAAUAAAAGUCCACAGUAGAGUUGUGAGGGGAGCACUGUGUCCAACCCUUUUCCCUAUACAGACAUCCGGCCAGCAUGUCCAGUGAUCCUCCCCCUCCGUACCCCGGAGGUCCCAGUGCUCCACUCAUUGAGGAGAAGAAUGGACAACCUGUUCCUAUAAGAAAUGCCCCUAUACAGGGACAACCCUUGCCUCCAGACUACGGUCCUCCACCCUACGAGGGCCCACACCCAGGCUUCCUUCCCCCACAUGUUCCUGGAGAAGGGCCCAUGCCAAUGCCUAUGCCUCAAGGUGGCCUUUACCCACCUCCGCCCGGUCACUAUCCUCACCCAAUGCCAGGACAGAUGGGCCCUGGUCCCAGUCACUUUGUCCACAUGGAAGGUCACACAGCGACCGUCCUGGCUCCUCCAGGAGCAGCCACCACUGUGACCGUACUGCAGGGGGAAAUGUUCCAGACCUCACCGGUGCAGACUGUAUGUCCGCACUGCCAGCAGGCAAUCAUCACCCGCAUCUCCCACGAUGUCGGCCUCAUGAACACACUCUUCUGCCUCUUCUGCUUCUUUGUAGGGUGUGAUCUCGGCUGCUGCUUGAUUCCCUGUCUGAUUGAUGACCUCAAGGAUGUGACACACACCUGCCCUUACUGUAAGGGCUACAUUUACACAUACAAGCGUAUAUGCUAACCACCGACAGCUGUAUGCUACAGAGAUAUGUACAUGCACACACAAACUCACAGCUCCUCCUGCUGGUAGUGACAGCCCCCCCCCAUUUUUGCAAAGUGUUGUGUAGCCCUCUUAAAUUGUAAGUGCAGUUUUCUCCUUAGUUCACAGAAUAUUUACUGUAUAUAUAUUUCAGCAUAAUUCUUUCAUGUAUAAACAUGCAUUUGAAAUGUACAAAUCUCACGGGCACUAAUGCAUCCACGGAGAUGGAUAGGCAGAAGGUGCAUCUGAUCCUGUAUGAAAACCUGGAGAAAAGGCUUGUGAUGUUACGCAUGUUAACAGGGAAAAUAAAUCUGGAUAGAUGGACAGCCUUCAGUUAGAGAAAGCUGUGAAAAUGGUCACUUUAUUUAUAUGAAUUAAUCUGUGAAUCUUGCUGAGAAGUCAGUCAUGCUGGGUUAACAUUCUUGUUUUUUUCCUAUUUAUUUCAAAUAUUUUAUCCACUAUUUUAACAAGUUAAUAUUGAGAACUGAACAUUUUUGUCCAUGUCUGAUCAUUUUGUUCUAACGGACCUAGUUUCUUCCUUUUUAUCAUUAUCCAUUUUUCAAUGUGAGCAAACUAACGAACCAUUUUCAGCUCGAUAAACUGCUGUAUUUGCUUAUUUGGGAAUGCCUACAAUUGAUGUUACUUGCUAUAUUUAUUAAUCUUCUAGGCUUUAGUCAGUAGUCACUAAAUGGUCAGUGAUUUACAGUUACUGCCCCUGUCCAUGAUGUACUUUAGUUAUCAGUAAUUAAGCCAAUGUUUGCACUUUAAGUUGGAAUUCAAUUUCCCCCUCUGAUGCAUUGAUAGAAACUAUCAACCUCAGCUGUCAUCAGUAUUUGAGAAAUUUGUGCUUUGAGGACUAAGAGUAUCAUCUCAUGAGUAAAAGCAGUGUAUAAUUGAAGUAGAAUUAAAGUAGAGCUGAGAGUUCUACAGUUACUGAUAGAGACACACUGAAUUCCAUUUUAGCAAUCUUGUGUCCCGUCUCCCGGCAAGUAUGUUGGCAAACAAAUUACAGUGGUGGCACCAUCAUCACAUAACAUUGUUUAGCCUGUAACCCUCCUAAUAUGGCAUCAGCCCUUUAAGAUUACCCGCAUUGCUCAGAUGCAUGUUAGAUAAUAAAUACAGUUGUCUAUAUUGACUAAUCCUAAAUAGUGACUUCUCUGCUAGGAAUAUGCUUCAAAUGAAUGAUUGUGUCAGACAUCUUGCAAAAUGACAUUGUGAUUCCGUUGAGAUUACUAACAAUAAGACAACCAUAGUAUGCCCACCACAGCAUGCCCCAUCUGCCGUUCACCUUUACUCACAAAGUGCAGUUUGUCUGCAUGAACCACACA